CAAGGUCUCCCGUUUCCAGGUUCCUCCCUAUGCCCCACCUGGAGUCUAGGCGCUGUCUCCGCCCCGCGCCGCGCACACCCAAGCGGCCGUCGAGCCGGCGUCCCGGACUCCGUUUCAGGUUCCAAGCUCUCGGCGGAAGAAAUACGGCGGCGGGCAGAGGCGCGGCCGCCCCCUCCGCCUGAUUUCGCCCACCCCGCCCGGCCGUGCCGCGUGGAGCGCCCGGGAGCGCGCGGAGCUGGGCGCGCUGACUUGGGUCAUGGAGGCGGCCUGCACCUGGGCGCUGCUGUUGCUGCUGCUGCUGCUGCUAGCAGCGCUGGCGUUGUCGGGGACCCGUGCCCCCCGCCACCUGCCUCCCGGGCCCGCGCCGCUGCCGCUGCUGGGAAACCUUCUGCAGCUGAGGCCCGGCGCGCUCUACUCGGGGCUCUUGCGGCUGAGCCAGAAGUAUGGCCCCGUAUUCACUGUACACCUGGGGCCGAGGCGCCGCGUGGUGGUCCUGGUGGGCCAUGAGGCCGUGCAGGAGGCCCUGGGUGGGCAGGCCGAAGAGUUCAACGGGCGGGGCAGGCUGACAACGCUGGACGGAACCUUCCAGGGCCAUGGGGUUUUCUUCUCCAACGGGGAGCGCUGGAAGCAGCUGCGGAGGUUCACGACGCUCAGCCUGCGGGACCUGGGCAUGGGGAAGCGUGAAGGAGAGGUGCUGAUUCAGGCCGAGGUGGGCCACCUGCUGGAAGCGCUCAGGGACACGCAAGGACAGCCGUUUGACCCCUCACUGCUGCUGGCUCAGGCCACCUCCAACAUGACGUGUUCCCUCGUCUUCGGCCGCCGCUUCCCCUACGAGGAUGAGGAGUUUCAGGGCGCGGUCCAGGCUGCCAAGGGCAUCCUGCUGGAGAUCUGCUCCCCGUGGGGCCAGACCUACGAGAUGUUCUCCCACCUCCUGCAAAAGCUCCCAGGCGCCGGUGGCCUCUCUCAGUUGCUCAGCCAUGUGGGCACCUUGGCAGGCUUCGCCACCCGGCAGGUGCAACAGUGCCAGGCCCACCCCAACCCCUCGGGCCCUGCACGGGACGUGGUGGAGGCCUUCCUGCGGAAGAUGGCCCAGGAGGGGGGAGACCCUGUGACAGAGCUCACCACUGAGAACAUGCUGAUGACCAUCAUCUACCUGCUGUUCGCAGGGACAAUGACCGUCAGCACCACUGCUCGCUUCGUCCUCCUGCUGCUGCUAAAGUACCCCCAGGUGUACGAGCGCGUGCAGGAGGAGCUGGCUCGGGAAUUGGGGACCGGUCAGCUACCCAGCCUGGGGGACCGAGGUCGCCUUCCUUACACGGACGCGGUUCUGCAUGAAGCACAGAGGCUACUGGCUCUGGUGCCUAUGGGAAUACCCCGGGCCCUCACCAGGACCACCAGCUUCCGCGGAUACACCUUGCCCCAGGGCACCGAGGUCUUCCCCCUGCUUGGCUCUGUCCUGCAUGACCCCAAGGCCUUUGAGCAGCCCGAGAAGUUCAACCCUGACCGCUUCCUGGAUGCGGACGGAAAGUUCCAGAAGCAGGAGGCCUUCCUGCCCUUCUCCCUCGGAAAGCGUGCCUGCCUUGGGGAGGGCUUGGCCCGAGCCCAGCUCUUCCUCCUGGUCACAGCCGUGCUGCAGACCUUCUCACUGGACAGCCCGUUCCCGCCCUGCGCCCUCAGCCUCCAGCCAGCCGUCAGCGGCCUUUUCAACGUUCCCCCAGCCUUCCAGCUGCAAGUCCGGCCCCGCUGACUUCCCCUGACCCCAGUCCCCACCAUGCGCCCUGUGAGGGAGCCUUAACCUCUGACAUGGAGUUGAGAGUGUCUGGAGCCACGAGUCCACACUGCUGACAGCCACACUCAUAUCCCUGGAGUCUACACUGCCGGCAGACAGAUUCAUACUCCUCAGAAUCCACACUGCCGGCUGCCACAUUCACAUCCCCAGUCUACACUGCUGGCUGCCACAUUCAACCCCCAGAAUCUACACUACUGACAGCUACAUUCACACUAGUCUAUACUGCUGGCCGGCUGCCAUAUUCACACCCCUGGAGUCUACACUGCCGGCAGCCAAUUCAUACCCCCAGAGCUAUUUUCUAGAAGAAGGCACGUGGUUGGAUACUAGACCCAGAUGCCACAGGGCACAUGUGCCCACGGGUCUACACAGUGAUCCAGACAAGUCUGUACCCCGAGACAUGAUC
Molecule: messenger RNA, 2192 nt
Organism: Sorex fumeus (smoky shrew)
Lineage: Eukaryota; Metazoa; Chordata; Mammalia; Eulipotyphla; Soricidae
Product: cytochrome P450 2S1
Exons: 9
Coding region: 257-1747 (496 amino acids)
Biological process (GO): xenobiotic metabolic process
Cellular component (GO): cytoplasm; intracellular membrane-bounded organelle
Molecular function (GO): oxidoreductase activity, acting on paired donors, with incorporation or reduction of molecular oxygen, reduced flavin or flavoprotein as one donor, and incorporation of one atom of oxygen; heme binding; iron ion binding
Source: RefSeq, a predicted model, not a curated record